This is a messenger RNA of Hippocampus zosterae (dwarf seahorse), 2171 nucleotides long. RefSeq lists its product as uncharacterized. The transcript has 7 exons. Lineage: Eukaryota; Metazoa; Chordata; Actinopteri; Syngnathiformes; Syngnathidae. The record is from RefSeq and is a predicted model, not a curated record. Bases 85 to 1197 code for a protein of 370 amino acids.
GUGGCAUGUUGACGGCCACUAAACAAACGUUUGGCCGAACAGGUUCCACGGGUGACGCAUAACAGAAAGGACGACCCGGCGCAGAUGUUGAAAGAUAAUGAAGCAAAUGAUGUGCAUUACCAGAAACGCUUGCAAACGAACCACAUCGAGCGUCAAAAGCUUCAACGGAACUAUUACGAUAGCCUCGAUGAAUCAGUAACUACAUAUGGUCACAUGAACGCUGGCAGUACCAUGGACUGGCUGGAUGUGAUCGCUCACCCGCUGUGGAUGGUCACCACGCUGCUGUUGUGGAUGGUGGUGCGCCGGCAGCGGAGAGGGACGUGGGACCCGCGAGCCUGCCCCACGCAGCUCAAAGGGAAGACGGCGAUUGUGACUGGAGGCAAUUCAGGGAUCGGAAAGUUCAUCGCCAUGGACUUUGCUCGCCGGGGUGCCCGGGUUAUUCUGGCUUGUCGAAGUGUGUCCCGUGGCGCAGCGGCAGCUCAAGAAAUCCAAGCGCAUACGGGAAACCCCGACGUGCACGUGCGUCAGGUGGAUCUUUCUUCUCUGGAUUCUGUCAGAGAGUUUACUGAGAAGAUUCUGGAGGAGGAACGUGCUCUUCACAUCCUCGUCAACAAUGCUGCGGUGUCAGGUUUACCCCGGGAGAUUACCAAAGAUGGGUUUGAUGUUUCUUUUGCAACCAAUCAUUUGGGACCUUUCCUUCUCACCAACCAGCUCCUUGACCUGAUCAAAAGUUCCGCCCCAGCACGCAUUGUCACUGUCAGUUCCGUCAACCACAAAAAGGGUGAAGUGGACUUCUCUCAUUUUCGUGGGGAAAAUGUCACUUACAACCUCGAUCGAGUUUACAACCACACCAAGUUGCACAACAUCAUCUGCACAAACGAGUUAGCGAGGAGGCUUCAAGGAUCAGGCGUCACGGCCAACUCGGUCCAUCCUGGUAUCGUCAUGACGGGAAUGAUGAGGCACUACCCCUUCAGGAUUCGUUUUAUCUUCUGCCUCAUUGGACAGUUCUUUUUCAAGUCUGCAGAAGAAGGGGCAGUCAGCACCAUCUACUGCGCCGUGUCAGAGGAAGCCGAAGGCAUCAGCGGAAAGUAUUUUGACAGCGACUGCUCCAUUGUCCUCCCCGCCCCCUUGGCCCGAGACGCGGCCCUGGCAGUCAAGGACUUUGAGAUUUGCGAAAGACUGACAUCGAAGCUGUGAAACAAUGUUCCUCCUGAUAACAGAAAGGAGGUCCAAUUGCCCUACCCGUGAUGUUGUUAAAGCGGCUGCCCUGACUUUUUUAACCUCAGGUUGUGAUUAAUGCAAGAUAGAACACUGCCAUGUUUACAAAUUGAGCCGAGUGUCUCUAUCUUAAUUAAAUGUCGUCUGCCUUGUAUGUUGCCUUUUUUUUGUUUGUUUAAUAACUGACGGAUAUUGGCAGGGGUUUUGGAAACUGAGCGACAUGACCUCUCAAAUCACCUUUUUGAUGUUAUUCUUCACGAUUCAUCAUAUUAUUCAUCGUGUUUAUGCUUCCUAUUCUUUUAAUUAGAUUAGUAGCGGUAAAGACACGCCUCCCUGAAUUUUCUGAAAAGCAUUUUUUUUUUAUUUGAAUUACUAGCAGUGGUUAGUGUUCAAACUUGUACGACCAGUACUUGCUUCUAAGAUUAAAAAGAAAACUCACAUUUUUCAUGUCAACAUGUCUUUACCGUUCUGGGUCCCCAAACAAUGUUUUCAUGAUUUGCAAAAAAGGGAGACAUUGCUCAAUAUGUCUUUUCCAUGAAAACUAGCGCAGAACACGUUUUAUUGUCUUUGCAGGUCCUUUCUGUGGUUCUUUUGCCAAUGUGCUUUUUUUUCCCCACUCAUGAUGCCUUUAUUUUUAUUGUCACAAUCGCGAGCCUCUUGAUGUUGUUGCAAUACAUCAGAGGGAUCCGUGAGCCAACGUGCCGGUGGAUGCGGCAGCCGUUUUGCAGUCACGUAGUAGCGUCACAGAUGGUGUUUAUUUCUGCGAUAUGUUUUUUUUGUUACGACGACUGGUUAAAGACUUGGAACGAUUUUUCUGAAAGUGUUUGUUUUUGCAGCGGUGUAAAAAUGUGUAUCUCAGUGGUCAUUUACUCUGAAAUUGUGAGAUUGAUGCACGGUGAGACGUAUUCUAAAAGAUGGCUUUUCUUGAAUAAAAGCUAUUUCGAGUUUGCUUA